UCCCUGUCAGCUACAAGUGUGAUAACAACGCGAGGCGCAGCUCUCCGCCUCGGAGCAGCCGCCGCAUCUGUCUCCCGCAGUUUCCCUUUGGCGCACAACUCGGCGGAAUAUGCGCAUAAUACCUCUGCGCGUGAAAGCCAAACUUGGAGACGAUGGAUUUGAUUAUUGUCGGAGACACCGGGUAGAGCGCAGUUUGGGACAGUGACGCGACUUCGGGGGGCGCGAGGCGCAGCUCGGCUUCGGGAUGAACAGCACUGUGAUAACGCGUCCGCCGCCCACCAUCCCCUCGAUUAUGUUCAUUUUCGGGGUGGUGGGGAACGUCAUCGCCAUCGUGGUGCUGCGGAUUUCACGGAAGGAGCAGAAGGAGUCGACUUUCUACACGCUCGUGUGCGGCCUGGCGGUCACGGACCUCCUGGGCACCAUGCUCGCCAGCCCCGUGACCAUCGCCACCUACGUGAAGGGCGCGUGGCCGGGCGGCGAGCCGCUGUGCCAGUACUCGGGCUUCAUCCUGCUCUUCUUCUUCUUGGUCCAGCUCAGCAUCGUCUUCGCGAUGUCCGUGGAAAGAUACCUGGCCAUAAACCACGCGUACUUCUACAACGACUAUAUCAACCAGAGACUGGCCGCGCUGACUCUCCUGGUCAUUUACGUGUCCAACAUCGUGUUUUGCGCGCUGCCCGGCGUGGGUCUGGGGCACGUGACGCUCCAGAAGCCGGGCACCUGGUGCUUCAUAGACUGGCACAACAACCACACUACAGUCAUGACCUUCAACCUGAUGUACGCCGGCGUGAACUCCGUCGUCGUGCUGGCCACGGUCGCGUGCAACGUGAUGGUGUGCGGGGCUCUCAUCCUCAUGCACAAGCGCUACAUCCGCCGCACGUCCCUGGGCACCGGGCAGCGGCGCAUCGCGGAGCUGCGGCGCAGACGCAGUUUCGGGCGACUGGCCGGAGCUGAGAUCCAGAUGGUGAUCGUGCUGAUCGCGACGUCCGCCGUGGUCCUCAUCUGCUCUAUACCUUUAGUGCUGAGGAUUUUUGUCAACCAGCUGUACCAAAACCAGAAAGAAGAACCACUGGGGCUGAACAAAGACCUGCUGGCCAUCCGCAUGGCCUCCAUCAACCCCAUCCUGGACCCCUGGAUCUACAUCCUGCUCAGAAAGACGGUGGUCCUCAAACUGAUGGAGAAGAUAAAGUGCCUCUUCUGCAAAAUGGGCGGCGGGCGGCGGAGCGGCCACCUCUGCUCCUCCAUCAUCUCCCAGGACUCGCCCUCGCUCAUGUCGCACGAGCUCCGGGAAAUGGUGUGCACUUCGCAGACCUUCCUGUACUCGGCCGGGAGGAGCCCCGAGAGGCCGGGGUCGCCUCGGGCCGCGGCCGCGCACGGCCGGACCUCGCAGGGGCCCCAGCACGUGGAGGGGCCCCGCAAGGGGCUUUCAGAGAGCGACGCGGAGGACGCAGCGCUAAACAGGCCAUUGAGCGAGAGCUCAAUGUGCCUGAAGGACCAGCCUCUACAUGUGACGUUCCCAGACAAGGCUGCCAACAUGCAGGAGAAAUGCAUAUGACACGGACUGCGGACUAUAGGGACAACAAAGCACUGGAAAGAUGUGAUAUUAAAGGAAAAGCUUCUCGAGCAUCGUUCCGUUUGUAGAUAUCGUAGGCGAGCAAACGACCGUCAGUGUAUUUCGCCUCAGUCGCAUCAUUAAAGUCACAGAUCGCACCCUUAAACAUUUCCACACAUCUACUGCGCACAACGCGCCACUUGUACUCGCACUUUGUCUCCGCUGCCACUAAAACCACUGCCGGGCUGUUCCUCUGCGUGUUGAAAAAAAACCCGCACAGCGACUGUAAAUGUGAACAGUUUUCCGUCACGUUAACUUAUUCUAUGUAUGGAAUGUACGCGUGCUCUCGUCUUCUCCGUGAGAAGGUUUUAGAUGAGUUGGAGCCAUUUUUAAUCUUGCACAAGGUGAAUAAGGUCAGAGAUGCUUUUAUUUUGGUAAAUGGAAAUCACACUGUUCCCUGUAUUUUGUUCAAUAAAGGCAGCUAUACUGUGGUUGUCAUGUUGCCUCCCAAAGGGACGUGUUGAUGCAGAACUGUGCUGCUUUGGCCCCAUUUACUCUGUAUGUGAACUAAAGGGCUGGUAUCGUGGAAAACCAUGAUUAGAGGAAUGGAGAAGAAAUUAAAGUGAAUUAAAAAUUAUUAGAAAUUAAAGUUAUCCUGUGUAUAGCAGAGAAUAAAUGGCUGUUUGAAACUUCAUUCACUUGGUUUAAAUACAUAUGAAUGAUGCACAUUUUAUGACAAUCGUUCCAUUAAGAGUCUAAGAAUCUAAGAUGUUUAGAAAAAAAAAAUCAGGGAAGUAGAAACAUGUUUUGGUUCCAUGAUACCAGCUUUUUGAUUCAACUUCUUUUUAUUUUACCUUGUUGUAAUGUGUGAUGACUAUUAUCUAAUCCAACAUUUUAGGUAACAAAGUGGAAUAAAAAGUGAAGAUUA
Messenger RNA from Betta splendens (Siamese fighting fish), 2477 nucleotides. It is a transcript of the gene ptger4b, whose product is annotated as prostaglandin E receptor 4 (subtype EP4) b. The transcript has 2 exons. Gene Ontology annotation, cellular component: plasma membrane. The record is from RefSeq and is a predicted model, not a curated record. Gene Ontology annotation, biological process: adenylate cyclase-activating G protein-coupled receptor signaling pathway; inflammatory response; positive regulation of cytosolic calcium ion concentration. Gene Ontology annotation, molecular function: prostaglandin E receptor activity. NCBI's taxonomy places the organism in Eukaryota, Metazoa, Chordata, Actinopteri, Anabantiformes, Osphronemidae. The coding region runs from base 245 to 1552 and encodes 435 amino acids.